Molecule: messenger RNA, 5619 nt
Organism: Schistosoma intercalatum
Lineage: Eukaryota; Metazoa; Platyhelminthes; Trematoda; Strigeidida; Schistosomatidae
Source: the annotation of a GenBank genome assembly
GUUACCAGAAAAAGUGGUGUCCGCACCAAUUUAAGAGAAGACCAGACACUGACAGAAGCAUGCUAGACAAGAGAUAAUAUAAGCUGUAGGCCUUCUGCCUUUGCUACACAAAUCUGAAACUUAUCUGAGUGAAGCCUCAACUAUUCUGUGCCCAUUUGAAACCAAAUGACCUUGGUGGGAUGAUUUGAGUUUUUGUUCUGUAACGCUUUAAUUAAUAUUUCUGUGCUAACUAAAACCCCAUAGCAACACACUUUCAAACUGCCUUAGUGGCAUAAUUGCUGACAAGAAGGAGGCUUAUUAGUACAUAACCGUUGCAGGACACAUUUCUAAGAUUAUGUCUUCUCUUUUGGACUCUGAAGCUUCUGAGGCCUCUGAACUUUCCGACUUGGAUGACGACGAUAUAGUGAAGAAGAAACUGGACAAGCGACCUGCCCUCGAUGAUCCAGAUUCCAGUGAUAGCGACGAAGAAGAAGAAGAUUUAGCUAAUGAGGAAGAAAUCUGUCGGAAAGAAGGCGAAGGCUGGAUUGUGGAUGAGGAAGAAGACGACGGUGGUGCAUCCGAAGGCUCUGAUGGAGAUGAUGCUGAGGAAAUUGGGGACGAAGGAGACAAGGAUGAUGACGACGACGCUUUGGAUGAUGAUGAUUUUCAACUCAUCCAAGAAAAUGUUGGUAUCAAUUUGAAGAAACAGAAAAAACGAAGAUUGGUGCUUGACGAUGACGAUGAAGCAGAUGAAGAUGAAGUUGUAUCCAAGAAAGCAACCUAUGAAGAGGAUAGAGGAAGAGAAGCUAUUGCACGUCAAAUCUUUGAAGACGAGGAUGAAGAAUUUGAUGAAGACAGAGUUGUUCGUAGCAGGCCAACUGAUUUUGGUGUGUCAGUUGGUGAUGAAGAAGAGGAGGAAGAUGAGGACGACAUGGGGGACUUUAUCGUGGAUGAUAGGACGGGUGCUCCACCUACAAGACCUUCCAAGCGUAUAGUACAUAAAGAUGCAGCACUCCAACAAGCUCAAAAUAUUUUCGGUGUUGAUUUUGACUUAUCGGAGUUCGAAGCAUUCCGAAAAUCGCGGGUUGGAGGCGAUGACUACAGUGACGAGUCAGAAUAUGAAUAUUCAGACGAAGAGGAAGGCUCUAAAGCUAGACGAUCAAAACACCGCCGGGCACCUUCGAAUCUGGUCAUGGAUGAUCGUGUUUACGAACUUUUUGAUCCUAGUGAUCUUGAAAGAGCCUACUACAGCCAGGCAGAUGAACGCAUUCGAAAAACUGAUGUUCCAGAACGCUUUCAACUUCGUCAGGUUCCCGUUAAGUACAUUGAUUCCUGUUCAGCAACAUAUACUCAAGAUCUGCAGGAACUUUCUGAUGAAGCCGAGUGGAUCUAUCGUCAUGCUUUCAAAGAAGAUGCUGAAUAUAAGCCUCCUGGAGUUAUACCUAAAAUUCUCGAGUCCCUAAAACUUAUGAGGGAGUUUUUGUUUGAGGUCCCUUUUAUUGCAUUUUACCGGAAAGAAUGCAUAGAAAAGGACCUGAAUAUCAAAGACCUUUGGAGAAUAUAUCAAAUGGACGAAAAAUGGACCAUUUUGCAUCAACGCAAAAGAAAUAUGAUUAAUCUUCUUCAACGCUUGUCAGAUUAUUUUGAGGCUCUCACCACAGAAGAUGCGGUCAGUUCACUAAAGAAACAUUGUUCUUCGGUACUGAAAUUAAUUGCAUGUGCUCGUAGCGCAGAUUCUUUAGAGGAGCUGUUCGACGUCCGGUUGAAUUAUCUGCUUCACUUUUCUGGAUAUGUCGAACCAAUGAACCGUUGGUAUGCGCGUCAGAAAAAGGGAGGCGAGGGGGAACAAUCUGAAGAAAAAGAAUACGAUGAAACAAAUGUUGAAAAAGCUAUCCCGAUUACAACAACUAUCGACCCAAUAACUGGACGAUCUAUUCGUCAGAGGCAGGCUCGUGCAACUGCUUCAUAUGAGGUGGCCAAACGAGCUGGUAUAGGUGAUCUUGUACAAAGAUUUGGUCUUUCGGCGUCUCAGUUUGCUGAAAAUGUUCAGGACCAGUAUCUUCGCCAUGAUGUUGACCAAUGCCCUAUGUUACCUAUUGAUGCAGCUGGUGACUUUCUGUCCCCACAGUUUCCUAAUUCUGAGUUAGCACUGUCUGCAGCUCGUUAUAUGCUUGCAUUUGAAAUUUCUCGUGAGCCACUUGUUAGAAAAAUGAUGCGCCAAAUGUUUAAUCUACAAGCUGUAAUCAGUAUGCGUCCUACUGAGAGAGGGGCUAAACAUAUAGACGAGUCUCAUCCACUUUUUCAAAUUAAAUAUCUUUCUAACAAACCAGUUGCUGAUUUGAUGGGUAAUGCACUUUUCCUUCACAUACAUAAUGCUGAACGUGACAAACUAGUGCAAUAUGAAAUUCAUGUGCCAACCGAACAAAUUCGAGGUUUAUCGUUAGUAGAUGAGCUUCAACGUUUCUUUUAUCAAGACGAAUUUAGUUCAUUGGUUCAAGCAUGGAAUGAACAACGUAAUCUAGUUCUUAAACAGGCUGCUGAAGAAUUUAUUUUCCCUGGACUUGUACGUGAAUUACGACAGAAGUUACUCAAUGAAAGUCAACAAGCUGUACUGAGAAUGUGUGCCAAAAAGUUGUUUAAUUACCUUCGGAUAGGUCCCUAUCCUCCUGAUGGACAUCGUUCAUAUGAAAUGGAUACAGAAGAAACUGCUUCUUCUUUUGUCAAUAAUCGUCACAAAUCAGAUUUUCAUACUAGCGGAGACAUUGAUUCCCGUUCUAGUGGAGCUGUUUGGCCAAAGGGAGCUCGUGUUUUGGCUCUUGCACUAAAAAACGAGGAUGAUAGUCGGAAGUCAAUGGUGACUGCUGUUCAACUAGACUGUAAUGGUGAGGUUGUUGAUUUUCUUCAUUUCCAUGGUCUUUUGGUAUCUCGUCGUGCUCCAGAAGAAAUGAAAAAAGUUAAGGACGAAGAUAUGCAGCGCCUUUCAACAUUUAUGGUAAAACACAAACCUCAAGUUUGCGUCAUCGGGUGCGAUUGCAGAAAGGCCUUGUUUUUGCAAGAAGACAUUCAACAUCUUGUAAACGAAUUGGCGAAUGAGAGACGUCUACCCCGUAUUCAUGUUGAAUUGAUGGAAACAGAACUCUCUAUUGUUUUUGCUCUUUCUUCUCGUGCCUCAUUUGAUUUACCUAUAUCGUACCCUUUACUUCUUCGUCAAGCUAUCUCUUUAGGAAGGCGUCUGCAGGACCCCUUAUUUGAAUUCGCUCAACUAGUAACUAUUGAGAAUGAAAUUCUUGGUAUCAGAUGGCAUCCACUACAAGAUUCUCUUCCUCGUGAUAUGUUACUUCGGGCAUUAGAGAUAGAAUUCAUUAAUCGAGUGAACGAGGUUGGAGUUGAUGUGAAUCGUUGUUUGUCUCACCCACAUACUGCUGGAGUUAUUCAGUUUAUUUCAGGACUUGGACCUCGCAAGGGCCUACACAUGCUAAAGAUUCUAAAGCAUAAAAAAACUCAUCUAACCAAUCGUAUGCAAUUAGUAACAAUGAUUGAAUUUGGUCCACGGGUUGUGAUUAAUUGUGCUGGUUUCAUCAAAAUUGAUACUUCAUCGGUACGUGAUUUAGAUGCAGAUGAUGUAGAUUUACUGGAUUCUACUAGAGUGCAUCCUGAAAGUUAUGAUUUAGCGAAAAAAAUGGCUGUCGAUGCUCUGGAAUAUGAUGAUACUGAGGAAUGUGAUCCAACAGUUGCGUUGGAAGAGAUAGUACACAGCCCUGCACGUUUACGUGAACUUGAUUUAGAUGCUUUCGCAGAAGAAUUAAAACGACAAGAACAUGGAGAUAAACAUAUCACCUUGUAUGAUAUUCGAAAAGAAUUGAAUAAUCGUUAUCGAGACUAUCGAGAAGCAUAUCAAUCUGCUAAUCCAGAAAGUAUUUUCAGUAUGGUCACACAUGAGACACCUGAAACUUUACAUGUUGGUCGUUUAGUUGAAUGUCGUGUGUUAUCUGUUGCUACUAGACGACCACGGCCUGAACAAUUAGACAAUGCAAAUCCAACUAAAAAUGAAAUUAAUGGUUUAUGGAUGUGCCCAUUUUGUCAACAAGAUAACUUCCAACUACUCAAUCACGUUUGGAGUCAUUUUGAUAAUAAUGAAUGUCCUGGGCAACCAGUUGGAUUAAGAGUUCAACUAGACAAUGGAAUUGAUGGAUUUAUACCAUUAAAGUUUAUGGAUUCCCCAGAUAAAUUAUUUGAACGAACUCAACCGGGUUCUCUUGUACAAUGUCGGGUAACUAAAAUCGACAUAACAAGAUUUAAUGUGGAGCUCACUUGCAAGUCAACGGAAUUGAAGGAUGAACGUCAUAUAUGGCGUCCACGUCAAGAUGCUUUUUAUGAUUUUGAAAAAGAAGAAAAAGAUCUACGUUCUGAAGCGGAGGCAAUGGCUAAAGCUAAGGCUAAAACUAAUCCAUACAUGUCUCGUUUGAUAUUUCAUCCAUAUUUUAAAAAUAUUAGCUAUGAUCAGUUGGCUGCAAUGGAGCCGGAAUUAGAGCCUGGUGCAAUUAUUAUUCGUCCAAGUAGAAAGGGAACGGAUCAUCUGACUGUAAGCUGGAAGAUAGAUGACGGAAUUAUGCAACAUAUUGAUGUUUCCGAAAAGGAAAAAUCGAAUAGUUUUUCAUUGGGAAAACUUUUAAUUAUUGGUGAUGAAGAAUUUGAAGACUUAGAUGAAAUUGUGGCACGUCAUGUGCAACCCAUGGCGUCUCUUGUUCGUGAUGUAAUGACCUACAAAUAUUACCGUGAUUCUUCGGGUGGUGAUCGUGCUCACCUAAAUGCUUUACUUCAACAUGAAAAGAGCCUUAAUCCGGAUCGCAUUCCUUAUUUUUUGAGUUCAACAAAAGAACGUCCCGGUUAUUUCAUUCUUGCGUAUUUACCCAAUAAGAAUCCACAUUUUGAAUUAUUUAGCAUACGACCCGAAGGUUUCAAGUUUCGCCAGUUAAUAUUCCCAACUCUCGACCGAAUGAUUACUUGGUUCAAAGAGCACUAUAAUGACGCUGUAAAUUACUAUCGCGGUUGAAUCGGUCUAUUCUCAGGAUACUUUGUUUCUAGUCUACAUUUCUUUAUUGCUGAAUUCAGUUUCACAUAAAUAUUAAUUUUUAUCAAAAUCCCACUUAAAGCUUGACCUAUUUCGACUUUUAGUUUUUAUUACGAAAUAUUAACACUUGUAAAUAUCCCUAAGUAAUGUUCACAACUUUCCACAAUGUUACCGUAUUGUUUUUUCGUAUAUGUACAACUGAAUUAAAAUGAGUACAAAGAAAUUAAAUAGACGAAGUUGAAUUUAUAUAUUUUGAUACAAGAUGUACAACUAACAAAUAUUCGUAUUUUCCCUUAGAACUGUUAAACGUUAACUGAUUACCAGAAUAUUAAAUAUCACUGUAAACUACCUUGUUUCAUGAAGACUAGGUGUCCUUAUCAUCAAAUGUCGAUAAUUGUAUUACGAAGUCGCGAUACAUAAUUUUCCCUUUUGAUAAAUCCGUUGCGGCUGCGAGCAUCUCCUCUAUUUCCUCUUUUGUAAAUGGUUCUCCUAAAAAUACAUAUUACGAUAACAUUAUCUUUACCUGAAGAAACCAUAUAAGAUUCCAAAGCGUCAGCACUUAGGAAUCC